AUGAGCCGUCGCUUCGCCAACAAUGAUGCAUAUCUUGGUGAUGCCCUCAGCCAUAUUCGCGAUGAGGAUCUGGCAGCCGACGUGGAGGCUUUCCGCGACCAGUGGCUGUCCGAGGUCGAUGUCAAUGAUCUGAGGAGAGCUGCAAUUGUGGGCAAGCAUCCAAAAACCUAUGAGGACAUUAGUCGUGGAACCUGGACAGGGCCUACCGAGGGCCUCGUGGAGCUUGACCCCAAGGAGAAGGAGGCUCUCCUGAAAGAGCUUGAGUCUGCCAUGCCCGAGCCAGGCAUGGUGCUUGUCAUUCUCGCCGUCUCUCUCGCUGCCUUUCUUCAAGGUCAUGUACAAACCUCCAUCAAUGGUGCUUCACUCUACCGCGCCAAUAUUGGUCUACCAUCAAACGAGACCACGUUUGGAAUGUCACCCGACGGCAGCAAUACGGAAAUGUGGAUGGAUCGGAAUAUACUCAGGCCAUCACAGCCAUCUCCAAACGAUUGGCUAUUAGGAAUAACAAAUGCCGCCCCCUUUUUCAGCGCUGCUCUGCUGGGCUGCUGGAUGGCUCUACCAUUUAGCGACAGAUUUGGCCGCAAAGGAUCAAUGAUUGUGGCAGCCGCGAUGGUAAUGGUAACCUCGGCCCUGUUGGCCAUGAUUCCGGUAAUCAGUACCUCGCAACCAAAAUGGCAAAUCAUACUCGGCAUCAGGAUCGUCAAUGGAAUCGGCAUGGGCAUCAAGGCUGUCAACACGCCAGUUCUCGCCUCCGAGACCGCAGUCGGAUACUGGCGCGGUACUUCGAUUCUUGCUUGGCAGCUUUGGGUCGCGUGUGGAAUCUUCGUUGGCUUCAUCCUGAACUUGUGUUUCUCCCAAGCCAAGGACGAAAAUCUUGCCCUAGCAUUAAUUCUUGGGGCGCCAGUGGUGCCGUCAAUCGUGCUCCUUGGUGUCUUGGCUGUAUGUCCGGAAAGCCCUCGCUACUACCUCCGACGUGGUCCAAACUAUAAUCCGAAAAAAGCAUAUGAAAUCAUAAAAACUUUACGAAGAAGUCCGUUGAUCGCAUUGCGAGAUAUCUAUCUACUUCACAAAUCAAUCCAACAGGAGGUGCAAGUGCAGUACAAGAAAAACAUGGAUCUCAGGACAUUCGUCACCUUUAUGGAAACGGCUGAAUUUGGUGUUUUGAAGGACUUUGUCAAGCAAUUUCGAGAACUCUUUGCAAAAAGGCGCAACAGAAAUCCUCUAAUAAGCAGCUCCAUUGCUGCCCUCGCACAGCAAUUAUGCGGAAUUAAUAUUUUAGCUUUCUACUCUGGGACAUUUUUUAAUAUCUUUUCUAAUAACAAGAACAUUGCAAUGUACUUUAGCAUUGGUUUUGGCUUUCUCAAUUUUGUCUUUGCUUUACCUGCGAUCAGGCGGAUCGACACAAUGGGCAGACGCAGAUGGCUGCUCAUAACAUUACCAUUCAUGUCGCUCAUGAUGGCGGCUGCAGCUCUUUCUUUCUUGGCGUUGAACAACGAAUCGAUACCCGAAUCCCCCAAGGUCACAUGCGCCUUGAUUUUCCUGUACACACUAACAGAGCCAGGACCUAUACCCUUCACCUUGGCUGCUGAAAGCUUUCCCUUGUCUCACCGUGAAAUCGGUUGCGCUUUCGCUAUAUCCGUGAAUCUAUUCUUUGCUGCCUGCCUUUCCCUAUUCUGGCCAAGCCUCAUUGCCGGAAUUAGUUCACCUGGAACUCUUGGUCUAUUUUCCUUCUUUAAUGUAUUGGCUUGGGUACUAGUAUUUCUAUUCGUGGAAGAGACGCGUCGCAUAUCACUCGAAGACUUAGACUACAUCUACGCUGUAUCCAAGAGCAAGUUUUGGAAAUUCCAGCUGUACGAAUAUGCGCCUUGGGUAUUGAAGGGAUUUGUUUUGUCCAUCUUUGGAAAAAGGCAAGCAUCCACGGAUGAUGCCACCGACGAUGAGUCGAUAUCGCAGCACCCGCGGCAUGGACCUCGCCCGCAACUGUACAAACCACCUGACUUUGACAGCGAUCAGCUGGACCAGUCAGGCUCCGAGGUGGAAAUGGACGAUUUCGAUCCGGAUGGGAUUUCGGAAGUGAGUCGCGCGUAA
Pestalotiopsis fici W106-1 is the source of this 2088-nucleotide messenger RNA. RefSeq lists its product as uncharacterized. Bases 1 to 2088 code for a protein of 695 amino acids. The transcript is spliced from 12 exons. Gene Ontology annotation, biological process: transmembrane transport. Gene Ontology annotation, molecular function: myo-inositol:proton symporter activity. The record is from RefSeq and is a predicted model, not a curated record. Gene Ontology annotation, cellular component: membrane. NCBI's taxonomy places the organism in Eukaryota, Fungi, Ascomycota, Sordariomycetes, Amphisphaeriales, Sporocadaceae.